Molecule: messenger RNA, 1083 nt
Organism: Chrysochloris asiatica (Cape golden mole)
Lineage: Eukaryota; Metazoa; Chordata; Mammalia; Afrosoricida; Chrysochloridae
Gene: TGDS
Product: TDP-glucose 4,6-dehydratase
Exons: 11
Biological process (GO): nucleotide-sugar metabolic process
Molecular function (GO): dTDP-glucose 4,6-dehydratase activity
Source: RefSeq, a predicted model, not a curated record
AUGUCGGCGGAGCUUGAGGCGGAACUGUUGGGUCCUCCCAGUAACUUUGCGAAGCGACUCCUGGUGACCGGGGGUGCUGGUUUCAUUGCAUCACAUGUGAUUGUCUCUUUAGUAGAAGAUUAUCCAAACUACAUGAUUAUAAAUCUAGACAAGCUGGAUUACUGUGCAAGUUUGAAGAAUCUUGAAACCAUUUCUAUGAAACAAAAUUACAAAUUUAUACAGGGUGACAUAUGUGAUUCUCACUUUGUGAAACUGCUUUUUGAAACACAGAAAAUAGAUAUCGUACUACAUUUUGCUGCACAAACACAUGUAGAUCUCUCAUUUGUACGAGCCUUUGAGUUUACAUAUGUUAAUGUUUACGGCACUCAUGUUUUGGUGAGUGCUGCUUAUGAAGCCAGAGUGGAGAAAUUCAUUUAUGUGAGCUCAGAUGAAGUAUAUGGAGGCAGUCUUGACAAGCUCUUUACUACACGUCCACCCGAUCCGCCAUCUUGUUUGUUCUCCUCCCUUUAUCUUUAAAAUAAGCAUUGUUAUUAGACAUUUGUAUUACCUUAACGUGGGAUACUCUUUAAGUUUCCAGUUGUCAUCACAAGAAGCAGUAAUGUGUACGGACCACAUCAAUAUCCAGAAAAGGUUAUUCCAAAAUUUAUAUCUUUACUCCAACACAACAGGAAAUGCUGUAUUCAUGGAUCAGGACUUCAAACAAGAAAUUUCCUUUAUGCUACUGAUGUAGUAGAAGCAUUUCUCACUGUCCUCAAAAAAGGGAAACCAGGAGAAAUUUAUAAUAUUGGAACCAAUUUUGAAAUGUCAGUUGUACAGCUUGCUAAAGAACUAAUACAACUGAUCAAAGAAACCAAUUCAGAGUCUGAAAUGGAAAACUGGGUUGAUUAUGUUAAUGAUAGACCUACAAAUGACAUGAGGUACCCAAUGAAGUCAGAAAAAAUGCAUGGCUUAGGAUGGAGACCGAAAGUGCCAUGGAAAGAAGGAAUAAAGAAAACAAUCGAUUGGUAUCAAGAGAAUUUUCACAACUGGAAGAAUGCGGAAAAGGCGCUAGAACCCUUCCCAGUACAAUCAACGUUUGUGUAG